AUGUCGGCACCUCCCACUAGCGAUGACGGCGCCGUUGUCACGGCCUCUGCUGGUACUGCUCAGGAUCCCACAGAGUCGUCACCUAAGAAAAAAGGCAGGACGAAUACUCCGUGGACUGCUGAGGAGGAACAGAGAUUGAAAGUGCUGCGCGAUGCUGGCAAAAGCUGGAGCGAGAUCGCCAAGACCUUUCCCGCUCGUACAGAGGGCAGUGUGAAGAAGCACUGGUACAAAGACAUGCACUAUGCAGAAUUUGGCGAGGAUGAGUCAAUAGCUUUACGAGAAGCCAUCAAAGAAUAUGAGGCCAACAAGUGGAAAGUGAUUGGGCAGAAGGUCGGGAAACCAGCAAAGGCAUGCGAACAAUACGCCAAGGAGCACUUUAAGAACCUAUGA
This is a messenger RNA of Talaromyces proteolyticus, 390 nucleotides long. RefSeq lists its product as uncharacterized. Bases 1 to 390 code for a protein of 129 amino acids. Gene Ontology annotation, biological process: mitotic cell cycle; positive regulation of transcription by RNA polymerase II. The record is from RefSeq and is a predicted model, not a curated record. The transcript has 5 exons. Gene Ontology annotation, cellular component: nucleus. Lineage: Eukaryota; Fungi; Ascomycota; Eurotiomycetes; Eurotiales; Trichocomaceae. Gene Ontology annotation, molecular function: DNA-binding transcription factor activity, RNA polymerase II-specific; RNA polymerase II cis-regulatory region sequence-specific DNA binding.